AAUAAAAAGACAAACAUUGCGCAAGUUUUUCACAGCAGUUAUAUUAUUCGAAGUGAUAAUUAACUACACACGAUGUCGGCUUCAUUGGAUUCAUCUUUGGACCCUAUGGAGGAAAUCCGCUUCCGAAAGAAACAUGGACAAAUCUGGGCAGAGAUACAGAAAGAUACGCAUUUUAGUUUUGAUGAAUUAGAACAAAUAAUGGUGAUAUUUUUCAAGAUACAAAAGCGGGAUGAGAAACCUGCCGGAUCUGAUUUGAUUUCACGUGGUCACUUCCGUGACGUGCUGCAUACCGGGCUGGGCAUGACGGACGCAUAUAUGAUGGAGCGCGUCAUGGUAGCGCUGGACCGAGGCACGUCGCCCUACGUCACGAUGGCCACUUUCGCCAAGGCCAUGUCGCUCUAUUUGCGAGGAAACCUGGAGGAGCGUAUCACAUACGCAUUCACGUGCUACGACUUGUUGAGUGAAGGUCACUUACGAAGAGAAACAAUGUACCAACUGAUGAAGAAAAGCCUGGCAAAAGCAUCCCGAGACGACGACGUCGAAGAAGCAGUUAAGGAAUUCGUCGAUAUAAUGUUGAAGAGAAUGGACGUAGACCUGGACGGGGUGAUCAGCUUCCAGGACUUCCACACGGCCGUGGUGAAGACGCCCUCGCUGCUGGAGAGCCUGGGCUAUUGCUUGCCAGAGCGCACGGCCGUCUACUCCUUCAUCGCCACCUGGUGCCCUACGUGGGGAAAAAUGUGAACUUUGUUACAACUUUUAUUUUUAGACAACAAUUUGAUUGGAUGAUUGUUUCAUUUGCAUUCUAUAUUCGAUAUUUCUUUAUUUCGAUUCCAAACAUUUAACCACCAAAGUGGCUUUAUUAAUUUUUUUUUAUAGCCAUACUCUAGUGGUAUAUUUUUGAACUGUUAAAUAA
Molecule: messenger RNA, 913 nt
Organism: Cydia splendana
Lineage: Eukaryota; Metazoa; Arthropoda; Insecta; Lepidoptera; Tortricidae
Product: calaxin-like
Exons: 5
Coding region: 73-741 (222 amino acids)
Molecular function (GO): calcium ion binding
Source: RefSeq, a predicted model, not a curated record